AUGGGCUCCGUCGACAAUAACAGAACGUUCACAGCGGCGUUUGACCGUGGCAACCGCCCGGCGCCGUACCCACUGCCCAAAACAGCGUACAAUGCCCACCAGCCCGUUUCGGCCGUCGUCAUCGGCGCCGGCAUCGCGGGUAUCGCCACGGCCGUGCUCCUGCAGGCCAAGGUGCCGAAUUUGACCCUCACCGUCUACGACCGCCACGCACGCGUUGGCGGCACAUGGGAGGAGAACCAGUACCCCGGCGUGCGCUGUGACGUGCCCUCGCACGCGUACCAGCUGUCCUUUGCGCCGAAUCCGCACUGGACGGAAUUCUAUGCCAAGGGCGCGGAGAUCCGGGAGUACUACGAGGCGACUGUCAAGAAAUUCGGUGUCGACAAGCACCUGCGGCUGCAGCACGAAGUGGUCAGGGCUGUGUGGGACACCGACGACGCACACUGGCAAAUUACGGUGCUGGACCUGGUGUCCGGGGCGGAGUCCACCGUGGCGGCACAGUUUCUCAUCUCCGCCACCGGCCGGCUGAACAAUGCCGCACCGCCCAGCAUUCCAGGCCUGGACACCUUCCAGGGAGCUGUCGUGCAUACCGCUCGCUGGGACCAACACAGCGCCGCCGACAUCCUCGACAACAAGCGAGUCGCCGUCAUUGGCAACGGCGCCAGCGGCAUGCAGGUCUUGCCGGCCGUUCUGCCGCGCGUGGCCCGUCUGCGCCACUUUGCCCGCACACGAAACUGGGUGUCGGCGGCAUUCAACGGUGGACUCACAGCGCGUGCGGCGCAGAAGGGCAACCCGGCCGGCCACGCGAUCCCCGAAGCGACGCGCAAGCACUUUGCAUCCCGCGACGGCCAAAGAGACUAUCUGGCAUAUCGCAAAGAGCUCAAUUCUACCUUCCACGCGGGCAUCGCCGGCUUCUACGCGGGAAGCGACGCCAACGCCAAGCUGCGCAAGGACUUGACGGCCCUUAUUUCAGAACGCGUCAACCACGACCCCGAGCUGCUGGCCAAGCUGAUCCCCGACUAUGCCCCCAUGUGCAAGCGCUUGACACCCGCCCCUGGCUACCUCGAGGCCCUCAGCGACCCCAAGGUCGACUUUGUGCAGACGCCCAUUGCGCGCGUGACGGCCAGCAGCAUCGAGACGACCGACGGCCAGUCCUUUGCCGUCGACACCAUCAUCACCGCCACCGGCUUUCCCGACAACUACACCCCUGCGUAUCCGCUGGUGGGCCGUUCUGGCACAGACCUCCGCGACAUCUGGGGCCCCGGCGGCCGUGUCGGCUACCCAAAAACCUACUUUGGUGUCAUGGCCCCCGACUUCCCAAACUACUUUUUCGUCCUGCAGGCCCAGGGCACACCCUUCUCCGGCACCGUCCCCGUCAAGUGCGAGCAGACCGCCACGUACAUUGCCGCCUGCAUCCGCAAGGUGCAGGCCCAGUCGUACGCGGCGCUCGAGCCGACGCAGGACGCCACGGACGACUUUGACGCCGUGGUCGAGGGCUUCUUCGCCGACAAGGCAACGACCGACACGUGCAGCAGCUGGUGGAAGCAGGGACCGGGGCCCAGCCGCGUUACCCUGGGCUGGCCCGGCACGAUGCACCACAAGGGCGACGUGACCCGCACGCCGCGGUGGGAGGACUUUGCCUUCCAGCGGCGCAAAGAGGCCGCGGCCAAUCGCUUCCAUUAUUUCGGCAGCGGCUUGACAGCGCGGGAGGAAGACGGCGAUCCGGACGAGCUGACGUCGUACUUGACGACAGCCGACGAGCUCGACCUGCAAACGCUGCACGAGGGGUGGACGAGGGGCUAUUGA
This is a messenger RNA of Sporothrix brasiliensis 5110, 1803 nucleotides long. RefSeq lists its product as uncharacterized. Lineage: Eukaryota; Fungi; Ascomycota; Sordariomycetes; Ophiostomatales; Ophiostomataceae. The record is from RefSeq and is a predicted model, not a curated record. The transcript has a single exon. Bases 1 to 1803 code for a protein of 600 amino acids.